CUCGCCCAGCUCUUUACACGUCCAUCUCUCAAAUAGGCAAACCAAACAUUCAUUGCUAGUACGUAACAGCGGAUAGGAAAACAUGAGUUCGGGAAGCUGGAGCCACGAGGUCGCUGCCAAUGUCCCCGCAGGGAGGCUGUUCAAGGCUGCAAUGCUGGACUGGCACAACCUCGGCCCUAAGAUUGCGCCCGAUUUCAUCGCCAGUGGUUCUGUGGUGUCUGGAGAUGGAGCUGUUGGAGCCGUCCGAGAGAUCAAGAUUAACAACCCCGCAUUACCUUUCAGCUAUGUGAAGGAACGCCUGGAUUUCAUAGACCAUGACAAGUUCGAGGUGAAGCAGACCCUUGUGGAAGGCGGAGGUUUGGGUAAGAUGUUUGAAUCUGCCACCACUCACUUCAAGUUCGAGCCCUCGAGCAAUGGUGGAUGCGUCGUCAAGGUGACCGCUACCUACAAGAUUCUCCCUGGUGUCGCCGAUGAGAGUGCAAAGGCGAAGGAGGGGAUAACAAACCACAUGAAGGCAGCCGAAGCUUACCUCCUGGCCAACCCAACUGCCUACGCUUAAAUACAGUGCUUAUAUUUCUAUUGUGAUGGUAUGCGUUUGAAUAACGAGGAAUUUGACUGGAAUUGUAACUUUAUGUUGCGUGAGCGUCAUCAGUUUGUAUGUGCCCGAAAGCAAUGCGUUGUUCGCUUCUUUGUUGCAAUAACAAAUAAAUAAGAUAAGGUUUCUUUUGUCA
Messenger RNA from Asparagus officinalis (garden asparagus), 731 nucleotides. Its product is annotated as pathogenesis-related protein 1-like. Gene Ontology annotation, molecular function: abscisic acid binding; signaling receptor activity; protein phosphatase inhibitor activity. Bases 83 to 559 code for a protein of 158 amino acids. Lineage: Eukaryota; Viridiplantae; Streptophyta; Magnoliopsida; Asparagales; Asparagaceae. Gene Ontology annotation, biological process: abscisic acid-activated signaling pathway; defense response. The transcript has 2 exons. Gene Ontology annotation, cellular component: cytoplasm; nucleus. The record is from RefSeq and is a predicted model, not a curated record.